AUUGAAUAGUUGGCGGCUAUUAAACCAUCUGACAAAGUAUCAAUAGUCAGCGGGGAUAGAGUUGCAUGUGUGACAGGUAAACUACUUUCCCCUCCCAAACACCGCUCUCGCACAGUGAGCGUGCGGCGGGGCGGCGCCUCCGCACAGGUAGGCGGAAGUCGGUCCUUGUUUGUCCGCAGGUGAGCGGCGCUGAAAGAAGACAGCGACCCAUCGAAGGCGAAGUGUCGGCGGAGAGCUGUCAGAAAUGACUUUAAUACCGCUUUAACGCCAAUGUGAUCGAAGGGGACAACAGAAUACACCAUGGUGAAUCUAGGAGUAUGCUCUGCCAGCCUCAAGGACAACAAGGCCCUGAUGAAGAUUGGGCUGGCGCUCGUGCUCGUGGGCCAUGUCAAUUUCCUUCUUGGAGCACUGGUGCAUGGCGCUGUGCUCAGGCACAUCAACGUGCACACUCAGGCCCGGACCAUGGUGUACGCCAUCUCUAAUGUCAUUGCCAUUGUGGCAGGCUUGGUGGGAAUAGUCAGCGGAAUAACGGCCAUUGUUCUGUCGAAAAACAAGAAAAGCAGGAUCCUGCAGUGGGUCUUGCUGGUCUUCAGCUUCCUGUCAGGUCUCCUGGCGGUUGCCUCCACCGUGGGCCUGUCAGUUUCUAUGAUCAAAGCUAUCAUGAACAAAGGCUGGAGCCUGCUAACACACUGCACGCAUGAUGUCAGCUCCUCUUCCAGCAUCACAUAUGAAUGCCCCUUUGACCCCACCCGGAUCUAUGGGACCACAAUCAUCCUGUGGGUGCCUCUCAUCUUGAUGUCCAUAAUGGAAACGGUGUUCUCCUUCCGCUGCUUUGCUGUCUGUACUGUUUUCCUUUACCUCUGUCCGUGCAGGAGGAGGCCAUCCCGGGCUAGGAGGGUGCGUAUCGAGAGACCUGUUGAUAUCCAAUCAUUGCCUCCAGCACAAGAUCCAGAGAGUGAUGCUCAGGAUGAGCAGGCAGAGCAGGAUGAACUGCUGGACUCUGUCACUGCAGUGGAGCAGAGUGAAUGGCUCUGACACAGCUAAACCUAAUGAGAUAGGUUGCAAACGGCUGGGCUUAGUGAGAUAAGACUUCAUCUGCGAGGCUGUUUUCAGUGCGUCUGUUACAUUAAAUGUCUGAAGAACACAUCCACAGGACUUGAGCCAGCAGAGAGACUGCCGUUUCAUUUCCGUCUGUAUCAAAAGGAGGAUUUUCUUCUUCCAAGACACUGCUGUUGGUUUGAUAAUCAGAUGUUGUUUGCGUAUGUUGGUAUCGUC
Molecule: messenger RNA, 1275 nt
Organism: Acanthopagrus latus (yellowfin seabream)
Lineage: Eukaryota; Metazoa; Chordata; Actinopteri; Spariformes; Sparidae
Gene: tmem54a
Product: transmembrane protein 54a
Exons: 6
Coding region: 301-1035 (244 amino acids)
Source: RefSeq, a predicted model, not a curated record